CUAUACUGUGUAAUCUCAAACAAGCUCCUUCACUUACAUAUACAUCAGUUUUCUUAAAGAAAUUAUGGGGCUACCUGUUUUAUAGUUUAUAGUGUUACUUGGAGAUGUAAAUUAAUUAAUUAAUACAUUUUAAUGUUUUAGCUCAAUAUUUGAAAUGGUAAAUGUUAUAUAAGUAUGUUAUUAUCAUUAAUAUUGUUACUAAUUUUUAUUAUCUUUACUUCAGAAUUUCUCUAGCAACAAUCAUGGCGUUAACUGAAGAAAAUCAGAGUACUGGAGCCACAUUCACCCUCUUGGGCUUCUCAGAAUACCCAGACCUCCAGGUGCCCCUCUUCACGGUGUUCCUGGCCAUCUACACGGUCACUGCAGUGGGGAACCUGGGCAUGAUUGUGAUCAUCAGGAUCAACCCCAAACUGCACACCCCCAUGUACUUUUUCCUCAGUCACUUGUCUUUUGUUAAUUUCUGUUACUCCAGUAUAGUUACACUGAAACUAUUAGAAAACUUGGUUGUGGGAGACGGAACCAUCUUCUUCACAGGGUGCAUCAUGCAGUUCUUCUUGGCUUGUAUAUUUGCAAUUACAGAAACAUUCAUAUUGGCAGUUAUGGCCUAUGACCGUUUUGUGGCAGUUUGUAACCCCCUGCUUUACACGGUUGUCAUGUCCUCAAAGAUCUGUGCAUCAUUAGUGGCCGGGCCCUAUGCAUGGGGUAUAGUUGCUUCCCUGACACUUAUUUAUUUUCUUCUGGCGUUAUCCUUCUGUGGUUCUACUAUCAUAAAUAACUUUGUCUGUGAGCACUCUGUCAUUGUUUCUGUCUCGUGCUCUGAUCCUUAUAUCAGCCAGGUGCUUUGUUUUGUCAUUGCCAUGUUCAAUGAGGUGAGCAGCCUGAUGAUCAUCCUCACUACUUAUAUUUUCAUGUUCAUUACUGUCAUAAAAAUGCCUUCUGAUGGGGGGUGCCGAAAAGCCUUCUCCACCUGUGCCUCCCACUUGACCGCCAUCACCAUUUUCCAUGGAACUGUCCUGUUCCUCUAUUGUGUACCCCAUUCCAAAACCUCAUGGCUCAUCGCCAAAGUAGGAUCUGUGCUUUACACAGUGGUCAUCCCCAUGCUGAACCCCCUGAUCUACAGUUUCAGGAACAAAGAUGUGAAGGAGACUGUCAGAAAGUUAAUGAACCACACAAUACACUCUUGAAGAUUUAUUUAUUUCUGGAAAGAAUUUGCUUUAUGAUGUUGAAUAUUGUUCAGUGUCUCUAGAAGAGAUGCUAAUUCAAAUUAUCUAGUCAAUAUACCCAUCUAAAUUUUACAUCUAUUACAAUACACCAGUUAUCUGAUAAUUUGAUUUCCAGUUACUUGAAUCUUUAGCAAAAUAGUUUUGAAUCGUAUGUGAAGUGAAUCAAGUGUAGUGGAUUGAAUAGUGUCUCCCCCCAAAAUACUCAUACCCACUUAGAAGUUCAGAAUAUGACCUUUUUGGAAAUAGGGUCUUUGAAGACAUAGUUAAGCUAAAGAUUAAAAAUACAAUCAUACCUCCUUAAAAUGAAAACUGAUUGCCAUGGAAUCAAUUCCCAUUCGUACCAACACUAUAGGACAGAGUAGAACUGCACCAUAGGAAUUCCAAGGCUGCAAUCCUUAUGGAAGCAGACUGCUACAUCUUUGUCCUAUAGAGCAGCUGGUGCAUUCAAACUGCCAACCUUUGGGCCGUGUUCUUAACUGCAGCGCCACCAGGAAUCCUUCAUAUUCUCUUAGGCUGGGCCAUAAAUCCAGUGAGAAUCUCAUUAUGAGAAGUAGCCAAGGACACAGAGUCACAUAGGGAAGAAGGCCAUGUGGAGAUGGGGGCAGAACUUGGAGUUAUGCUGCUACAAGCCCAGGAACACAAGGAACCAUCGGAACCUGGAAGAGUCAAGGAAGAAUUUUCUCCUGGUGCCUUCAAAGAGAGCACGUCCCUGUCAGUACCAUGAAUUCAAACAUUUGGCUUCCAGAACUGCAAACAAAUAAAUUUCUGUUGUUUUAAGCUACGAAGCUUGUGGUGAUUUCUUUUGGCAGUCCUAAGAAACUAAUACAGUAAGUAAACAUCAAACUGUAAAACUCAAAUUCCUUGAUUCGCAUAUUGACAUUGUGAAUGAUUAAAACACAAAAAACAAAAAAAAUUCUUCAAUCCAACUUAAGCAAUAAGGGUGGCAUAGUUACAGAGAAAUUCUGAAAAAUUAUAACUGACUAGGGGUAUGCAUAUAGAAGAAUUAGCAAUAAGAGU
Molecule: messenger RNA, 2240 nt
Organism: Loxodonta africana (African savanna elephant)
Lineage: Eukaryota; Metazoa; Chordata; Mammalia; Proboscidea; Elephantidae
Product: olfactory receptor 5D13-like
Exons: 1
Coding region: 162-1184 (340 amino acids)
Biological process (GO): sensory perception of smell; G protein-coupled receptor signaling pathway
Cellular component (GO): membrane
Molecular function (GO): odorant binding; G protein-coupled receptor activity; olfactory receptor activity
Source: RefSeq, a predicted model, not a curated record